AUGAUCAAGAUGAGUAUCACACAUAUUGUGCUUUUCGAGUGGAAGUCUACUGCGUCUUCAGAGCAAGUGGAAGAAGCAUGCAAACGGAUGCUAGCACUUGGAGAGAAGUGCAUUCAUCCGACCUCUCAGAAGCCUUACAUCAAAGCCUUUACAGGUGGAAAGAAUAAUAGCCCAGAGGGUCGCUCCGACGGAUUGACCCAUGGCUUUGUCGUCGAGUUCGAGAGUGCGGAAGACCGUGACUACUAUACUCAUAGAGACCCUGCCCACCAGGCGUUCGUCCAGUUUGUGGGGCCGCUCGUUCAGGGCGUUAAAGUACUAGACUAUACACCUGGGGUAUUCUAG
Plenodomus lingam JN3 is the source of this 342-nucleotide messenger RNA. RefSeq lists its product as uncharacterized. Lineage: Eukaryota; Fungi; Ascomycota; Dothideomycetes; Pleosporales; Leptosphaeriaceae. The record is from RefSeq and is a predicted model, not a curated record.